CUCACAAGCAAAUCUAGACCGUCCACGUCGUCAACCAAGGCGCAAACAAAUACUACAAAAACCCUAGAGCUUCACUCGCAGCCUCUUCUUCGUAGCCCGCCGAACCCCCUAAAACGAAGAGCGCCGCACUGACUUCAGCUCUCGAGAUGGGUGAAGCAGUCAAGGUAGUGGUUCCAGAGUCUGUCCUUAAGAAGAGGAAGAGAGAGGAGGAAUGGGCAUUGGCCAAGAAGCAAGGGCUUGUGGCCGCCAAAACUAAGAAAGCUGAGAACAGGAAGCUUAUAUAUGUCAAAGCCAAACAGUACUCCAAGGAGUACGCUGACAAGGAGAACGAGUUGAUCCAGUUGAAGCGUGAAGCAAGGUUGAAGGGAGGUUUCUAUGUUGAACCUGAGGCUAAGCUCUUGUUUAUUAUUCGCAUUCGUGGUAUCAAUGCCAUUGACCCAAAGACAAAGAAGAUCCUGCAGCUUUUGCGUCUUAGACAGGUAUUCAAUGGUGUCUUCCUUAAAGUAAACAAGGCCACCUUGAACAUGCUUCACAGGGUUGAACCAUAUGUUAUCUAUGGAUACCCCAACCUGAAGAGUGUAAAGGAAUUGAUCUACAAGAGGGGCUAUGGCAAGUUGAACAAGCAGAGGAUUGCCUUGACAGAUAAUGCUGUUGUUGAACAGGGUUUGGGCAAGCAUGGAAUUAUCUGCACUGAGGAUCUUAUCCACGAGAUCUUGACAGUUGGACCACAUUUCAAGGAGGCCAACAACUUCCUAUGGCCAUUUAAGCUCAAAGCACCUUUGGGUGGUCUUAAGAAGAAGAGGAACCAUUAUGUUGAAGGUGGAGAUGCUGGAAAUCGUGAGAACUACAUCAAUGAGCUCAUUAGGAGAAUGAACUAGGUUGGGGCUGUUUAUGAUUAAUCCAGUUUUUCAUGGGCUUGAUGUCACUAGAGUGAAGAAUCUUAGAAUUUUUAUCUAUGGAAUUUUAUCUUUAAUUUUGCAGAAAUGUUAUGAUAUUCAUUAGAAGGUUUAUCCACUUCCGUUUUGGACUAA
Molecule: messenger RNA, 1031 nt
Organism: Argentina anserina (silverweed cinquefoil)
Lineage: Eukaryota; Viridiplantae; Streptophyta; Magnoliopsida; Rosales; Rosaceae
Product: 60S ribosomal protein L7-2-like
Exons: 7
Coding region: 147-878 (243 amino acids)
Biological process (GO): maturation of LSU-rRNA from tricistronic rRNA transcript (SSU-rRNA, 5.8S rRNA, LSU-rRNA)
Cellular component (GO): cytosolic large ribosomal subunit
Molecular function (GO): RNA binding; structural constituent of ribosome
Source: RefSeq, a predicted model, not a curated record